AGAGGGACCAAGGGUGGGUUCAUAUGAAGAGCCUGUAGCACAGUGAACAGUGGUUACUGUAGCUGAACUGCAGUGAGCCCAUACACUGGACAGGGGAUUUUUUGGGCCUUUAUUUGCUCACAGUCAUGGGUCAGCUGUUCUCUUCAUCUAAGGAUGAACACCACAAAGAUUUGGAUUCCACCUUUACCGAAUAUUUUAAGAAGUUUAAAACAGAAAACAAAAUCAUUCCUCAGGAAACCAUAGCUUCAAUUGAGUUAAGCCUGAAAAACAGAAACAUUCAGGGAGCAAACACUUCAAUCACUGAUGCAUUAAAAGAAAUUGAUAGUACCCCACUCAAUGUUGCUGUGACCGGGGAGUCUGGAGCAGGGAAAUCUGCUCUCAUCAAUUCCAUGAGAGGGGUUGGACAUGAAGACAAAGAUGCAGCUGAAGUUGGAGUGGUGGAAACAAUCAUGAAGAGACAUCCAUACAAACACCCCAUCAUUCCCAAUGUGGUUAUUUGGGACCUGCCUGGGAUUGGAACUACAAAUUUCCCACCAAAAGAUUACCUGGAGAAAAUGAAAUUCCAUGAGUAUGACUUCUUCAUUAUUGUUUCUGCCACACACUUUAAGAAAAAUGAUAUAGACCUGGCCAAAGCAAUCAGCAUGGUGAAGAAGGAUUUCUACUUUGUGAGAACCAAGGUGGACUCUGACUUAAACAAUGAAAAGGAAUUCAAACCACACACAUUUAACAGAGAAACGGUCCUGCAGCAGAUCCGAACCAGCUGUGUGAAAAUCUUUCAGGAGAGUAACAUUGAUGAACCACCAAUGUUCUUGAUCUCUAACAGAAAUUUGUCUGAUUAUGAUUUCCCAAUCCUGAUGGACAAGGUUAUGAGUGUUCUCCCUGUAUACAAACGACACAUUUUUAUGCUCUCCUUGCCUAAUAUUACAGGUGCAGCCAUUGAAAGGAAGCGACAAUUCCUGAUGCAGAGGAUUUGGCUAGAAACCUUUACAACUGACCUCCUGAGUACCAUUCCUUCACUGGCCCACCUCUUAAUGGACAGUGAUAUGGAGAAUCUUGAGAAAAGCCUGAACUUCUAUCGAACUGUGUUUGGAGUGGAUGAUGCAUCCUUGCAGAGUUUGGCUAAGGACUGGGGAAUGUCAGUGGAUCAGCUCAAGGCAAAGAUGAAAUCUCCUAAUGUGUUUGAGACUACAAAAGAAGAAACAAUACAAGAACGGCUUUCAAGAUACUAUGAGGAGUUCUGUUUGGCUCAUGGCCAUUUGUUUAAUAAGAAUGUUUAUGUUAAGGAAUUAUAUUACCUAAAAUUAUGUUUUGUUGACAUGGUGACAGAUGAUGCUAAUGUUCUUCUCAAAGAGAUAUGUUCAAGAAACAACUUGGUUUCUGAUUAGGCUGAAAUCCUGUAGCUGUCAAAAAUCAGAAUCAAUUACAGAAACACAGGACACUGAUAUUGCAAAACAACAUAUUGUGUUUAUUCACGCCAUCCAGUCUUUAUCCACAUUAGUGGUCAUAUAUCUACAUUAGCUGUAGCAAGGGGAUCAGAUAUGUGUAAAUACGCUGAAAGCUUAAAACUAUCUACUCACUUUGAAUAAACCCUCAGAUGGAGCAAUUGCACUUUUAUUUGAAUUAUUUUAAUAUAAAGCAGCAUCCAUUUUUAGGUUUAACCUUGUAAUGGUUAGUGUUGUGGACUGACUCUAGAAUCACCUGGGAGAAGAAGCCCUGCCAAUUGUGAGUGGCACCAUUUCUUGCUGUUAAUCUCUGACUGUGGAUGAGGAGAUAGAGGAUAAGCAGCAGCAUGCUUUCAUUCAUCCAUUGCUCUCUGCUUUUUCACUGUGGGUGGAGUGGCACUAGCUGCCUCCAGCUGCUGCUGUGACUUCUUGGUAAUGAUGGCCUCUGUAACCUUGAAUUUGAUACUUGUGUCCUCUCUUGAUAGUAGCCCCAAGGAGAAACCAUAACUGGGCUGGAGAGGGAGAGAUGGCUCAGUAGAUAAAACAUUUGCCUUGCAAGCCUGAGGACCUGAGUUCAGAACCCUAGAGCCCCCAUAGAGCCAGCUAAGCAUCUGUAGUCCACACACUCCUGUGUGAGAUAUGAGGCAGAGAUAGAGAAUCCUAGAAGCUCUGGGGCCAGCUCAAACUUCUACAUGUAGCAGUGAAUAAGAGACACUGACACAAGGAAGUAGAAAGUAAAAGCCAACACUCAGGGUUGUCCUUUGACCUCUGCAUACACACCAUGUCAUGUUUAUGCCUAUAACCACCUAUAUAAAUGCACAAAACCAAAAAGCUUAUUUGUUGAAAAAGUAGGAAUGUUUGGGGCAGUAGCAAAAUGGUAUAGUAAUUGUCUCACAUGCAUGAGACCUCAGGUUCAAUCUCUAGCAUUCCUGAGAAAGGGUAAAAGCAGGAGUGGAGAGGUGGCUCCGAGGUUAAGAACACUGCCUGUUCUUGCAGAGGACCCAGGUUCAAUUCCCACAUAAUAGGACCCACAUAAUAACUACAGCAGACUAUAUGUCCUGUUCCAGGGGAUCUGAUACCCUAACCUAAACAGGGACCAGUCACAGAUGUGUUAAAAGAUAUACAUGUAAGGCAAACUUACAUAAAAUAAAAGUAAGUAAAGAAAAAAAUUGAAUAUAUAUGUUUAAAUAAAGAGCUAACAUGUGGGCAAGAGAAACAAUAACCAUAGAGAUUCCAAUAGCCUUAAUAAUACCUAAGAUUACUAAGAAUCCUAUUUAAUCAGAAUUCUUGAGAAAACAUUAAUGAAGCUCUCUAAUUAUGUGUCAGAACCAGUGAAGAUGAAUAGAUUCAUCUACUUUAUAGAUUUUAAAUGCUGUGAUUACUAAAUUAUGUUUUACUCCAUAUCAAUAAAACCAUUUAAUAAAUUCUUUUGUAAAAAUA
Messenger RNA from Peromyscus leucopus (white-footed mouse), 2882 nucleotides. Its product is annotated as interferon-inducible GTPase 1-like. NCBI's taxonomy places the organism in Eukaryota, Metazoa, Chordata, Mammalia, Rodentia, Cricetidae. Bases 126 to 1385 code for a protein of 419 amino acids. The record is from RefSeq and is a predicted model, not a curated record. The transcript is spliced from 2 exons. Gene Ontology annotation, biological process: cellular response to interferon-beta; defense response. Gene Ontology annotation, cellular component: endoplasmic reticulum membrane. Gene Ontology annotation, molecular function: GTP binding; GTPase activity.